AAGCUGGGAAUGUUUUCAGCUGCUCUUCUUUUGACUUGCAGGUCUAGCAUUCACUUUCUUUCAGCUCCGUUCUGCAUCUACAAGCUCCACUUUCUUCUAACUUGAAUCAUUGUACUUUUACUGGCUGCUGUUUUUAGACUGAAUUUGCACACUAAAGAAGAAUACAUUUAAUUUAAUGUGCAAUCACACACUCGUGUCUUUUACUGCCCUCAAAGUGUAAAAACCAGCUGACUUUUAUUUCCUCUGCAGGUUUAAAAUGUUAACCAGGUGGUUAACGUUCACAGCCUUCCUUGCCGUCCCAGCCAAUCCAGGAAGAGGAGCUACCGGCCAGGGCACUAUGACUGUGGCACCCACCUGCCGGGUCAAAGGUCAUCUAGAGGUGGAGCUGACUUUACACUGUGGAGAUGGAAAGGAUUUAGGUUCUCAGUAGGUGGAGUUAUUUAGUGCACCUGGCCCGCCUCCCUGGAGCAUUUAAGAGCUGACCGUCUCCAUCACACACCCAACAUUCAAACACUCAUCCAGCUGCUAACACAAACUAACACACCUGAAGAUGUUAACUCUGUUUUUUGUCUCUUUUGGUUGAUAAAUCAGAAAAUCCGUGUCUCUCUGGGUCUCUGACACCAGCAGCUCUGACAUGAGAGAAAACUUUUACUGAACUACGGUACUGAAUGUUGGUGGUGUCCCACUUAUUACUGUUGAUUAUCAUGUUUAUGAAGUGUAACCAAUGAUUUUUAAAACAGAAAGGAAAGGCCUUUAUUUUAAAAUAAUUUAAAAAAAAGCUGUUUAGCUCCUCCCCUUUAAGUCAGCUUUCUUCUGACUGGCUACCCAUCACAAACAGUGGGUUUGAAAAGGAGGUGGGUGGAGCUUCUGUGCUUACAGCCAUAGUUUUGUGCCUAAGAUGGCCAUUUCAAUACUGAUAAACCAUAACCGUUUGUAAAUGAUGGAUGGAUUCAAUUUAUUAUUUAUUUUGGAGCCAGCCUCGAGUGGACGAAAGAGGAACUGCAGCAUUGCCGCUCACGUCACAAAGAGCCAAAAGUAGAAAAUGUGUCCUCCAGGCGUGCACUCAACAAAUCUUCCACAUCUAUAUUUUUUGUUACCUUCACUUGAGACACGAAGGAAAAGUUUUUGUGAAACUGUUUCUCUCUUUUGGUACUCAUGAAAUCAUUACUCCUCACCUGUACCUGCUUCUUCUCUCAUGUGCAGGUGUGGUCCAGUACUGGCACACUCCCUUUGGAGACCUCCACACUCCUGGUUCCCACAGUAAACUGGACCCCAUCGUCAUGCACCAUGAUGGGAGCCUGCUGGUCCCCAACACCAGUGCUCUCCACAGCGGCCUGUACUACUGCCUCCUGCAGCACACAGAGGGAACUACACUGUGGCCAUACGAACUCCACGUCGGUCACGAUGGUCAAAACCUUCAGGAACUGGGAGAAUACGAGCGAAGCAGCCACUGUGCUGCAUUCAGGUUCAGGAGGGAUGCUGGGUCUGAGGAGGCGAAGCAGGCGGGUGUUUCAGCUGAGCUGUUUGCAGGAGCUGUGGCUGCAUCAGUACUGCUGACCUUUGUGUUGGGAUUCAGCAUUGGAGCUUUGAGCAGGACUCGUGUUUUCAGGUGUUUAGGGGCAGUCAGGGCAAAGCUGCGGUCACCAAAAAGAGGACGAAAGCGCCAAAGCGACACAACUGACCACCGCCCCGAGGUCAGCAUGACAACCCUGCCGCCCACGAACGAGAACCCGGCCUCUGAAAACGACCAGGUGGUGCACAACAACUCUGCGACUAACCUGUCUCCUCCUGCCAAACCUCAGAGAAGCUUCCGGCACAAACGAGAGGAAGACGAGCCACCGGAGACCACUGCAUAUCUGGAAGGAUGUGACUACAAGGAGGAGAAAGAGAGCCGGUCUGGUCGCUUGUAUCUGAUAGGAGAGGAUGGAGAGAGUCAAAGUGAAACAGAUGAGGACGAGGAGGACAAACAUGGAAGCAAGAGCAGAGGAGAAGAUGGGUAUGGUGCAGGAGGAAGAGGAAGCGGUGGCAGGUGAGGAGAAAGAUGGAGAGACGGAGAUUUCCAGAGAUUCUGAAAAGUCAUCUUUUGAAAGUGAAGACAAGGACACAGGAGGCAAAACCCAGGAGGUGACCAAUCAAGGAGCGCUGCCGCCCUCCCCACCACGCCCAGCCCGCCGCAGCCGCGUCAUCCGCCUGUACCAGUACGACGAGGACGGCCAGCGAUACGGCCACCUUCCGGACCCUGGCCCUGACGCUCCUCUCCCCGCCCCCAGAUUCAAACAGCGCUCUGUCUCUCUGACGCGCCUCUCCGCCAUCAUGGCUGCAGCCUCAACAGGGCCACUGGACCAGAGACAACAGGAAGAAGGAUAGUGAGCAGAUGCCAAACUUCCACAUGGACAUUUGAUAGAUGCUACAGAGAGUGGACAAAAUAAUGACAACACCAAGGCUCAAGUCGAGUCCACGUUUAGCGCCACAAACCGAGCCUGUGUUACGCUUUACUGCUACUCCUCAGGACAAUAAAGGACAAAGUCUCACACAUUCAAGUUUCCAAAGUAAAAUAAUUAGGGGGCAUACCAUAUAAUGCACGAGUGGGGAGUCCAUUCUUCAAAAGUUAAAUGCUUUCUUUGGCACAGAUGUUCAGUGCAUAUUAUUAUUAUUUGUCAUAAGUUAUAUUUGCAGUAAUUUUCACUCAUGCUUACUUGCAGAUCUGAGUUGCACUGAUUUGAUUAUCUCAGGAAAUCUGCAAAAAUGUACAAAAUAAAAGGACUUUCAUGUUUUGUUAUGCUGUAAACACCUGAAUGAAGCAGAACAGCCAUCGCCCAGUGGCUGAACUGAAAUGAUGCACACUUGUACCUGAUAUGUUAGGUGUGGAAUCGAUCUAUACAUACCCUUAGACUGGACACUGUAUUUUUAUGGGGUCUGAUGGGUGAAUCUGCACAUGCACUUUUUAUAUCUGGAAAUCAAUUUUGCAUAAAUUAAAAAAGCUAAAGACGAAGCAUCAUCAAAGUAAUGCUAUGACUUUUUCCUGAAUCAUCUUUACAUCCUGCUGACGAGAUAACAGCUGAAGCUGAACUAGGCUUCACUUUCAUAAUACCACUUUGUACCACAUGGUGGCACAACAAGUAAAUUAAUCUUACAUAUGGCUCGGGUCAAAGAUUUUAACUUGUACGCCGUCAUACGGGUGUAUCUUUUCAGAUGAAGUUUAGAUUCACCACUCUGGGUCAAGUCAAGGAAAAUGGCGUUUUAAGGAAUCUUGAAACUGAAGUGGUACGUGCCAUGUCUGUGUGCAUUUUUAUUGGGACUGUGGUGACAUUUGAGACUAAUGAGAACCCGUUCCUGCACUAAUGCUUGUUCCCAUCAGAUUUACUCAGGUUUCUGCAGAGACUGAGACCUGAUGGUUUUUGAAGGGCUAUAGGGGCAAAUCUCUAAACUGUGAAAAAGUAAAACAGCAUAAGAGCAAUCUUAUGGACCAGAGAUCACAAGAUGCAUUGGCUCGGGCACAACACUUGAAAUAGGGCAGCAUGGGCGUGAAUGGAGGUUAACGCUGUUGCCUCAGAGCACAGCCUGGUUUAAAGACAUCCAUGUUAGGUUAACUGGUCAUGUAUGUGAGGUAGAUGAAGUCCUUUAGGUGUGAACAGUUAAACUGUGACUUGUGUAUGGAUGAAAUGGAGUAAAUUACUAGCCACU
Molecule: messenger RNA, 3684 nt
Organism: Oreochromis aureus
Lineage: Eukaryota; Metazoa; Chordata; Actinopteri; Cichliformes; Cichlidae
Exons: 3
Coding region: 945-2033 (362 amino acids)
Source: RefSeq, a predicted model, not a curated record